This is a messenger RNA of Medicago truncatula (barrel medic), 1337 nucleotides long. RefSeq lists its product as uncharacterized. The transcript has 3 exons. Gene Ontology annotation, molecular function: protein binding. Bases 246 to 1073 code for a protein of 275 amino acids. Lineage: Eukaryota; Viridiplantae; Streptophyta; Magnoliopsida; Fabales; Fabaceae. The record is from RefSeq and is a predicted model, not a curated record.
CGUAUCUUUUUCUAUCGUUCUCAUUUCUUAAUGUCUCAACAAAGGUAGUUUCUCUUCUCUUCUUUCAUUCAUUCUCCCUAUCUAUAUCACUCUCUUUUUCUCUUUGUCUUUCUAUUCUACUAUCAUUUUUCUUUCCUACUUCAACACUUUUCACUCCCUAGCUACCGCAUCCUUAAACUUCCAACCACCAUUUAUUUCUUAGCAUCAUAUACAUAUACUUUCUUUCUAAACUUCAAAAAGAAAAAAUGUUACUAAGAAGCUAUAGUGCACCAAUUCCAAGUUCUUUCCUUCCACACUCAAUGGAAUCUUCUUCUGAACAAGAACUCAAUCACCACCUUCCUAGAACACUUGCAAGUCCAAGACAUAAAAAAACUGCACCACUUCUUAAGAAUCAUCAUCAAGAAGAAAUAGAACAAAAAUUUCACAAGAAAAAAACAACACCUUCAAUGAGAGAACUGUUUUCAAGUUCUAGUUUAGAUAAGCAAGUUUUGUAUCAUGACGAAGGUGGUAAGAAAGUUGGAAAGUUGCAAACUUUAGUAAUGGGUGGUGGUGGUAUGGGGUGUGAUGGUGGAAGUAUUUGUGGUGGUUGUAAUGGUAGUGGAAGAGAUUCAGGUGGUGGAAAUGGAAAUGGAUGGGAAAAUAAUUAUGGUAGAGAUGAAACUGAUGCUUAUUACCAGAAUAUGAUUGAAGCAAACCCAAAUAAUUCUCUUUUACUUGGAAAUUAUGCCAAGUUUUUGAAAGAGGUGCGUGGAGAUUAUGGUAAAGCAGAGGAGUAUGUUGAAAGAGCCAUUUUGGCUAGCCCUAGUGAUGCUGAUGCUUUAUCACUCUAUGCUGAUUUAAUAUGGCAAACAGAGAAGAAUGCUGAUCGAGCUGAAGCCUAUUUUGAUAGAGCUAUUCAAAGUGAUCCAAAUGAUUGCUAUGUCUUGGCUUCAUAUGCAAAAUUCCUAUGGGAUGCUGAAGAAGAUGAAGAUAAUGACUGCCAACAUAAAACUGAUAAGAGCCAUACACAUUCACCUGAUCUUUUUCUAGGAGCUAAUGGUCGUUCUCAUGUCACUGCAGCCUCUAAAAUCUAACCUCUCUGCUUCUUCUGAGUGAAGUUGGUUAUCUUUUAUUAGUCAAAUGACACUUAUGGGCUACAAAACAAUCACUCACUGCAUGUCCUUUUCAUCCCUUGAAAAUGGGAAUUGAUUAUGGUUGAUUAGUAGAGGUGAUUUUAUAGUUGUAAAUAUAUAAUAUAGCUUAUGUUAUGCAAUAAUAUAAGAGAAUGUAGGAUUGUAAGCCACUGAGAAUUCCACUGUUGUAUCUUUUGAAAAUAUAUGAAUUUUUUUGGUAGAGAA